This is a messenger RNA of Salarias fasciatus (jewelled blenny), 1853 nucleotides long. RefSeq names its product solute carrier family 13 member 5b (gene slc13a5b). Bases 70 to 1824 code for a protein of 584 amino acids. The record is from RefSeq and is a predicted model, not a curated record. Gene Ontology annotation, cellular component: plasma membrane. The transcript has 12 exons. Gene Ontology annotation, molecular function: citrate transmembrane transporter activity; sodium:dicarboxylate symporter activity; succinate transmembrane transporter activity. Lineage: Eukaryota; Metazoa; Chordata; Actinopteri; Blenniiformes; Blenniidae. Gene Ontology annotation, biological process: oxaloacetate transport; transmembrane transport; fumarate transport.
CUCCCAUGUGCGCCUCAAAAGCGCGUCCCCUGGUGCGGAGCCUCUUUUUUUCAUACAUUUUGCCGCAAGAUGAGAGUCCUCAGAUAUCUGCUCUCAGCAAAGAAUGAGAUUAUUCUCUUCUUAACUCCGCUUCUUCUUCUUCCGCUGCCUUUGGUGAUCGGCUCGUCGCAAGCAGAAUGUGCCUAUGUGAUCAUCCUGAUGGCGGUGUACUGGUGCACGGAGGUGAUCCCUCUGGCCGUGACAGCCCUGCUCCCCGCGCUCCUCUUCCCCCUCUUCGGCGUCAUGGAGUCCAAAGAUGUGUGCAUGCAGUACCUGAAGGACACAAACAUGCUGUUUGUGGGAGGGCUGAUGGUCGCCGUGGCUGUGGAGCACUGGAAUCUCCACAAACGCAUCGCCUUGAGGGUGCUGCUCUUCGUGGGUGUGCGUCCAGCGCUCUUGAUGUUGGGUUUCAUGGGUGUGACAGCCUUCCUGUCCAUGUGGAUCAGUAACACCGCCACCACCGCCAUGAUGGUGCCCAUCGUCCAGGCGGUGCUGGAACAGCUCAAUAACACUGAAGCUGAAAUUCCCCAGAUCCUCAGCUCAGAUGAGCACGUCCCGACAUCAGACAUCGACAGCAAACCUCCUCUGCAGUCCGACAAGCACACCGAGGCCCAAGGUCCAGUCGUGGUGACUUUCUUAGACGCCAAUGUGGAGAUAGAGAAACAAAAAGAGGCGGCUGAAAGACGGAAAAUGUGUAAAGGGAUGACCCUGUGUGUGUGUUACGCUGCCAGCAUCGGGGGCACAGCCACACUGACCGGAACUGGCCCAAAUCUGGUGCUCAAGGGUCAGAUGAACCAACUGUUUCCAGAAAACGGGGAUGUGAUUAACUUUGCGUCCUGGUUCGGCUUUGCCUUCCCGAACAUGAUCCUCAUGCUCACACUGGCCUGGCUUUGGCUGCAGUUUGUCUUCAUGGGAUUCAACUUUAAGAAGACGUGGGGCUGCGGGGCUGUGAAGACAGAGAAAGACAUCGCUGCCUAUAAUGUGAUCCGCGAGCAGCAUCGCCUGCUGGGGCCCAUGUCCUUCGGAGAGAUAAACGUCCUGGGGGUCUUCAUCUUGCUGGUGGUCCUGUGGUUCACCAGAGAUCCCGGCUUUGUCCAGGGUUGGGCAACAUAUGUCUUUAAUUCUGAAGCAGAGUUUGUGACGGACGCUACAGUGGCCAUCUUUGUUGGCAUUCUUCUCUUUGUUCUGCCCUCUAAACCUCCACGUUUCUGCUCACGGAGGAAUCACAGUUUUGACACAGUGCCCCGUCAAACUGGCCCCACGCCUGCUCUCCUCACCUGGAAAAUCGUCCAAAAGAAGCUGCCAUGGGGCAUCGUGCUGCUUCUCGGAGGAGGCUUUGCUCUGGCUAAAGGCAGUGAAGAUUCAGGACUCUCCAAGUGGAUGGGAGAUCAGAUGACACCACUGCAAAACAUCCCUCCCUGGGCAAUUGCUAUCAUCUUGUGCCUACUGAUUGCCACUUUCACAGAAUGCACCAGUAAUGUGGCCACAGCAACACUCUUCCUACCUGUCUUAGCUUCAAUGUCUCAGUCCAUCAAGAUGAACCCGCUGUACGUCAUGGUGCCUUGUACUCUGAGUGCCUCCUUUGCCUUCAUGCUGCCUGUUGCAACGCCUCCCAACGCCAUCGUCUUCUCUUAUGGCUACCUCAAAGUUGCUGACAUGGCCAAAACAGGAAUCGUUAUGAACAUCAUUGGGAUCCUGUGCAUCACUCUGGCCAUUAACAGCUGGGGCAGGGCCAUGUUCCAGCUGGACACGUUCCCCACGUGGGCCAACUACACUGGGGCGUGAGCCUCGUUCCGCCACCGGAGGUGAUCCGU